CAUAGACCAAAAAACAGGCAUGGAGGAGGGUGGUGUCUUGUGUAUGAUCCAUAACAAAACAUUUCUUCCCAUUUUCUUAGCAAAUCUUAGUUAGACCCUUCUCUUUCCAUGUCCCUUUACUCUACCUUUUUCUCUCUUUCUCUCUCUCUUUCUCUUUCUCCCACACAAAUAUAAACUCAUCACAUUAGCACUUUGCCCCCAACAACUUGUUCUAACAGAGCUAGAACAGAGAGAAACAGAGCAAAACAGGGGAAAACAGAUAUGGAGUCAACAAUGCCAAGAAAGGCUCUAACAUGGUCGAUGCUCAUGGGGUUUGCCAGCUUCAUCAUAAUUCAUGCAUAUGCAGAAAACUCUGGUGGAGGUCAUCAUUUCUCCGGUGGAGGUCGUUUUCGUGACGAUAUGCGCAAAAUGCAAGAGUUCAAGGCCUCGCUUAUCCGCCAUGAUUCAAUUUCUGCUGCACCACCACCUUCAGUCUCGCCCUCUCCUUCUCCUAGCUAUGUUGAUCCUCCACCGGGGAGAAAUAGUGCACGUGUGUAUCACGUGACAUCGUACGGUGCUGAUCCAACGGGGGAAAGAGACAGCACUGAUGCACUUGCUGAGGCAAUAGCAGAUGCAUUUAGAGGACCAACUGAAGGGUUCUUGAUUGACGGAAUUGCCAAUCUUGGAGGUGCCCAGAUCAGUCUCGAAGGUGGCUAUUAUCGCAUCAGCAGACCACUCAGAUUGCCUGCAGCUGGAGUCGGAAACCUUAUGAUACAUGGAGGAACAUUACGAGCCUCGGAUGAUUUUCCAACUAAUGGGUACCUGAUUGAUUUAUCUGCUUCAUCAUCACCUAACGAGAAUGAAAAAACUUAUGAGAGCUCAAUUUCUGCACAGCUUUCUUCAUCCUCAUCCUACAGCUAUGAGUACAUAACCCUAAGGGACCUCAUGUUAGACUCUAACUACAGGGGUGGGGGCAUUUCAGUCAUAAACUCACUUAGGACCAGCAUAGACAAUUGUUACAUAACUCAUUUCACCACCAAUGGGAUCUUAGUCCAAAGUGGACAUGAAACCUACAUCCGAAAUUCCUUCCUAGGCCAGCACAUCACCGCCGGUGGUGAUCAUGGCGAAAGGAACUUUUCAGGCACGGCAAUCAACCUAAUGGGCAAUGAUAAUGCUGUGACAGAUGUGGUGAUUUUUUCUGCUUCUGUAGGUAUAAUGAUUUCGGGUCCAGCCAACAUACUUUCUGGAGUACAUUGCUACAACAAGGCCACUGGAUUUGGGGGCACUGGAAUUUAUUUGAGACUUCCCGGGUUGACGCAAACCCGAAUUGUGAAUUCUUACUUGGACUACACUGGUAUAGUUGCUGAAGAUCCAGUGCAGCUUGAUAUCUCAAACACUUUCUUCCUUGGUGAUGCUUACAUUGUGCUAAAAUCAAUGAAGGGAGUUGCUAAUGGGGUCAAUAUUGUUAACAACAUGUUUAGUGGGUCCAAUAAAGGGGUUGGAAUUGUUCAAUUGGACCAAUCAAAGGGGCCUUUCAAGGACAUUGGACAAAUUGUUGUGGACAGGAACAAUGCGAGGGGGAUGAACAUAAAGAGCACAGUUGGAAGGAGGUCUGUGCAAGGCAAUGGCACCUCCUGGACCAUAGACUUUAACCCAGUUCUUCUAUUUCCUAACUUUAUUAAGCAUGUGCAGUACACGUUAAGCACCGGCGGCAAUGCGUUCCCUAACCAUGCCCUGAGGAAUGUGUCGAAUAAUCGUGUUGUGAUUGAGUCGAAUGUGGCUGUUCCUGCUUCUGUUUUUGUGACAGUGGAUCAAGGAGUGGCAAACUGAAGCUCAUGACCUGAAUUUGUGUCGAGAUUGACAGGACAGUUGUGAAUAGGUCGGGAGAUGGAUACAUUUUCUUUUUGAUCAACCACUCUACUUUAGCCAAAAAUAUUAUUAUUAUAGACAAAAUUGGACCAUAAUACGUUUUACACUUGUAAUAGUAGUUGGAAGUACAAUAAAUCAAAUACAAUACAUCUGCAAAACUUAGCCCAAA
Messenger RNA from Prunus dulcis (almond), 2017 nucleotides. RefSeq names its product polygalacturonase QRT3. Gene Ontology annotation, molecular function: polygalacturonase activity. NCBI's taxonomy places the organism in Eukaryota, Viridiplantae, Streptophyta, Magnoliopsida, Rosales, Rosaceae. The record is from RefSeq and is a predicted model, not a curated record. The transcript is spliced from 3 exons. Bases 262 to 1809 code for a protein of 515 amino acids.